CGCAUACGCACGAAUGUGGGUGCAACGUCUGAGCGCAAAUUAAAUGCGUUAGAGAGACAAAGUGUUUUUGAAUCAGAAGACAUGAAGCAUCCUCCACUAUACACACUCAUCCUGCUUGUCGUGUUCCUCCACUAUGGCUCCUCUUCAGACAGUGAUGAUCGGUGUGUACCUCUGUUUAUGACUGUUGGGGAAACAGCCAUCAUCGACUGCAGCAUCACAAACAAAGAUCAGGAUGGAGUUUAUUUGUACAGACGGCGAGAAGAGAAAGGCAAAGAGGAAACCAUGUUGUACUAUUAUAAAGAUGGAACCUUUACCCCUGAGUCAGACUUCAAAGGCCGACUGGAGUCUAAUAAGGACCUUAGACAUUUCUCUGUGUCCAUGAAGAACGUGAGCAAGCACGACGGUGGAGUUUACUGGUGUCAGUUUAACCAAUUUGAUGUAAAUACCAUCAGUCAGCGGACGUGUCUGUUAGUGCAGUCUGGAAUCCUACUGAAAUGCAAAGAGGAAAGUAAACUCAUCCACUUUAUCUACUGGGGUGUGAUUGGUGGGCUGUCAUUCAUCAUUCUGAUCCUGCUGAUUGUACUGGUAAAGCAGUGUUGUGAUCGUCGACAUCACACACAGAAGCAGCAGCCCCCAUCUAACGGUGUGUAUGAGGUCAUGCGUGGACACACUAGAAAAGCCCUCAUUAACCCUGCGUACGAAUCGACUCGGAGAUGAACACAUUCUGAUUUAUGUUGAUGAUUUGUGAAGAUUUGGAAAUUUCACCCGUUUUAUUCAAUCAUGAUGUUCUGGGUGGUUCUGUUCCACUCUCCCUCCGUCAGUAGCACGUCUCUGUUGUUCUGUCCACAUUGAACAGUUUUUAAACUAAGUGACAUUUUUCUACCUGCACUAACUGGACUUUUAGGCACUUCCUGUCCCAGUAAUCUAUCAACAAAUCUAAUCAAUAUAUAAAAUAUUGUGUUUAUUGAUCAGUACAAUGGAACAUUCUAUAGGAUUCUAUAUCUUUCUGUGUUUUAUAUAAAAGUGAACAAAUGUGUUUGAAAUGUGUAUUUUUUUAUUGUCUGUAAAAUCUGUCUUUAUGUUUGCAAUGUUGUGCCUUUAAUAAAUCAAAUUAAAUAAAGAAUUUGGGGAAUUUUUUUUCUCCAUAUUAAAUAUUUAGUUCAUGUGAAA
This is a messenger RNA of Tachysurus fulvidraco (yellow catfish), 1170 nucleotides long. RefSeq lists its product as uncharacterized. NCBI's taxonomy places the organism in Eukaryota, Metazoa, Chordata, Actinopteri, Siluriformes, Bagridae. Gene Ontology annotation, molecular function: signaling receptor activity. Gene Ontology annotation, biological process: adaptive immune response. Gene Ontology annotation, cellular component: membrane. The record is from RefSeq and is a predicted model, not a curated record. Bases 82 to 717 code for a protein of 211 amino acids. The transcript is spliced from 5 exons.